Messenger RNA from Musa acuminata AAA Group (dessert banana), 4259 nucleotides. Its product is annotated as dihydroorotase, mitochondrial-like. Gene Ontology annotation, molecular function: dihydroorotase activity. Lineage: Eukaryota; Viridiplantae; Streptophyta; Magnoliopsida; Zingiberales; Musaceae. The record is from RefSeq and is a predicted model, not a curated record. Gene Ontology annotation, cellular component: chloroplast; cytoplasm. The transcript has 10 exons. Gene Ontology annotation, biological process: 'de novo' pyrimidine nucleobase biosynthetic process; pyrimidine nucleotide biosynthetic process. Bases 2953 to 3993 code for a protein of 346 amino acids.
UGAAAGGGAAAUGUUGAACAUGCAUCAAAGAUGAACCAAGUGGACAGAUACCUGUGAAGUCAGAUUCUGUUAAGCCCAAGCAGCUUUUAAGUUUUUGUGUUGUACAAGAUUCACAAAUCCUAACCUGACUGCUAUUCUCUUUGGUUCAUCAACAAGAAGAUAUGAUUUAUGGUCAACAAAAGCAACAAAGAAGGUGAGUACUAUGUCAAUUGCAAAAAAGCUAUUGAUGAUGUUAUCCACAAGAAAGAUUGUGCUUGGCAAGUAUCGCCGAAAUGCAAAUUCAAAUGGGCAGAUCCAGGCAGAGUAGAGAACCAGGACUAUCAAGAAUUUCUCCCAUAGCCUGAAAAGUGGUUGGUGAGAAGAAAAUAAACAUGCUGUUUGUUCAAAAUAUAAUUGUGAGAAUACAGGGAGACCGAUGAGUCAGUAUACCUGUAACGAGGAUCGUAUGGUGAAACAAUGUGCUUCCUGAGCUUGAUUGUAUGGUUUAUUGUUGCUCCCAGUGAUGGCAAAAGGUCAUUGUGCAUGCUGUAUCCUCCACUUUCCAAUUGGAAACUAUCGUUGCCAAAGUGCUGUAAGCAGUUCAUACAAGAGCACAACAUGGUUGCACUAUGAUGCCUUUGUGAUCUGAUAUUCAGUGGUAAUGGGACUCGAGAGAGGUCUAAUAUAUAUAGGGUAGUGAAGGUUGCUGUCUGACUGAUGUCCUUGAUCAAGUGGGCUGCUUGGUCAAUGCAUAGGAAGGAUUGGAUGAGGAAAAGUUCACGAGAAGGAAAAGACAUAAUAAAGGAUUUUACUUGGAUCUAAUCAUUAGGAGUGGGAAAUACUGCAGAUUGAGUUGAAGAAGUCAGAACAUUAAUUUUCUGGAAACAAUGGGCAGAAGUUUUAGCCAACUUACGAGGUAUGUGGUGGUUUACACAUCUAUGGUGGAUGGAUUUGUUUCCAGGCCCACGUAAAAUAUUGGUUAGAGGUGGCCAUAGAUAAAACAAGUGAACCAUAAGAACUAGGUCCUGUUUGUUAGGUUACUUUGGAACUAAUUUCAGGAUAUGAAUAUCGACCUUUUGAGGGGUGAGGGCCUACUGUAAACAGUGAACUGUUUUUGGGUUCCCAGAAUUAUGCCCUUAGAUGUCUGUGUUCAGGCACCACUUCUGGGAUAAUGCAUGUCUGGUCUGCGAAUGUGAAUGUGACCACGAAAUUCUGUAGAGCUAGUUAUAUGAUCCUGUGGAUGGUCAUAGCCAAAAGAUGGCUUAAGACCAGAAAGACCUCAUUUUCUCUCUUCCUGGUGAAGUUCUGUUAGUUUUUUCCACAACCAUGUGAAUUUCAUUAGUAGAAUGACAUUGCAUUCUGAGGGCAAAUGACAUGACUAAGUGAUAACCCUCAUGAUCCUGUGAAAUGCAUCAUAAAUCAAUACAGCAUUUGAUUUGUCCUUGGGAAGAUGAGAGUCCAUGAUGAAGGUUGGAUGAUACCGAAUACAGUAUGGGUGCCAAACUUUGUGGUUUCCUGGUGGGUGCCAUGCAUGGUGAUUGAUGCCUAGGAAGAAUGGGAAGUUGCAUCUUGGCCACAAAGCCUGUUGGUGAGAAUGUUAAAGUUAUCAAAUAAGUCCACGGGAAACAGCAUUCGGAAAUAUAACUUGAGUACCACUCUACAGGUUAAGGACAUGAAAAACAUCAAUUUGUUUUCAUUGUCAGGGUUGGAUGGAGCUUUAGUCCUGUAUUAUGUGAAUAGUUCCUUUCCAUACUGUCUUCUCCUUGAUUGGAGAAUCCAAGAAGCUAAAAGAAAAGAUCUAUUUUAAAAUGCCACAGAACCUGAUCCACUUAUUGGUUGAUGGUCCUUUAGCUAAACCUCCAUCACUUAUUAGUGUAAGUUCCUGAUCUUUUAGAUGCUCUGUGCCAUCAAUUUUGGAUCUUUUCCAGUUUAUGGUUGGCUUACCUUACCACCUCUCACAUCCCAUCUCAUGGUCUCUCAAAGUGAAAAAGGAAAAUUUGAAAGGUACUACCAUCUAUUUAUCAGCCCGAUUUUCCAUCAGAUCUUUUGCUACUGUUCAUUUGUCGUGAAGAACCUAUAAAGAAAUAUGGCAUGCAUAGUCCAAGUUUAGAUAUGUGAAGCAGAUUCAGUCUCCUGUUUAAGUGGUGGUACCUGAAAUUGCAGCUGCUUGCAGUUGGGACUACCUAACUCUAUGGGUUGUCCUGCAACAAGAUUAUAAACCUUCACCAUACUCCCAUGUCUAUCAUUCACAUUUUGGUGACUAGCUUCUGUCAGCAUCAUCGGGAAUAUGAUGAUAUAAGAAACCUGUGCAAUGCAUUUGGUAGAAGUGAUGGAUCACAGAACACUCUUUAUGUUCUCAAAUUAUCAAUCGAAGUUACGGGCCAUAAUCAAAUAUUUAGUUGGUAUCUAUGCAACUGAAGCAUUUUGGUCUUUACAUCUGACAGUAAAGGAUGCCAGAACUUUGAUCAUUGUCCCUCUUCCAUAUCUCAAAAUUCCAAGUGAAAUCUGACUGUUAAGGCUGAGAGUGCAAAGUGGUCCAGCAAGGAAGGCUUCCACCUCUCUGAGUCCUUCUAAUUCCAAUGGUCCUCUUGCAAACUUGGGCAUAAAGCUUGGUGAUUACAUGAUUAUGCUGAUCUCUAAAGGACUGGUUCAUGGUUAUCAACUCUCCCUCAUGGAUGAUGCAAAUUGUUAGUCUCAUGAGUUGUGAAGGAUAUGCUACAAUUGAAACUUUUCUUCACCUUUCUAUUGGAAUAUAGAUUAUAUUACUGUUAAUCAACAGUUCUUGUAGCAUCAAAUUCGUUCUCAGGUCUGACACCUGUAGCAAAGAUCCCUCUUUAAAGACUCAUCUUGCAUGGUCCUCUCACAAUCCUAACCUGUCAGGUCGGCUACUACGUUGCCACCCGUGCUUGGAUCCCUCUCCGUCCCGACAAGGGAAGCAGGCGUCGCCUGGUGGUGAGAUCGGCCGGGUCGAGGAUGGAGCUCUCAUUGACGCGGCCCGACGACUGGCACCUCCACCUGCGCGAGGGCGACCUUCUCCGCGCCGUCGUCUCCCACAGCGCAAGGCAUUUUGGAAGGGCGAUCGUGAUGCCCAACUUGAAGCCCCCCAUAACCACCACCGCUGCAGCGGUGGCGUACCGCCAAUCCAUCUUAAAGGCUCUGCCACCCGACAGUCGAUUCGAUCCCCUCAUGACCCUGUACCUCACAGACAACACCAGCCCCGAAGAGAUUAAUCUUGCCAGAAAAAGUGGAGUGGUAUUUGCUGUAAAAUUAUAUCCUGCUGGAGCAACUACCAAUUCUCAAGAUGGAGUCACUGAUAUUUUUGGGAAGUGUUUGCCUGUCCUAGAAGAAAUGGCAAAACAUAAUAUGCCACUGUUGGUGCAUGGGGAAGUGACAGAUCCGAAUAUUGAUAUAUUUGACAGAGAAAGGGUCUUCAUUGAGACUAUUUUAUCACCACUACUAAUAAAGCUUCCUCAUCUGAAAGUUGUAAUGGAACAUAUUACCACGAUGGACGCAGUUAAAUUUAUUGAAUCAUGCAAUGAAGGUUCUGUUGCUGCCACUGUCACGCCACAGCACCUUCUUCUGAACAGAAAUUCCUUAUUUCAAGGUGGACUACAGCCUCACAAUUACUGCCUUCCAGUACUAAAACGAGAGAUUCAUAGACAAGCUAUCGUAUCAGCUGUAACAAGAGGUAGCAAUCGUUAUUUUCUUGGUACCGAUAGUGCUCCACAUGAGAGACAAAAGAAAGAAUGUCCUUGUGGAUGUGCGGGAAUAUACAAUGCUCCUGUUGCGUUAUCCCUUUACGCUAAAGUAUUUGAGCAGGCUGGUUCACUUGACAAACUGGAGGCCUUUACAAGCUUCAAUGGCCCUGAUUUCUAUGGACUUCCAAGAAACACUUCAAAGGUCAAAUUGAGGAAGAGUCCCUGGAAAGUACCUGACUCGUAUCCAUACACAUCCGGAGAAAUAGUGCCUAUGUUUGCGGGCGAGACUCUUGAAUGGUUUCCGUCCGACAACUGAUCCCUAGUGAUUUCUCUCCUUUCUCACUAAUCGAAGAGGCAUUUUGGGCAAGUAUUUUUUUAGAUGAUUUCAGUAAUACUCACAGUACUCUGUCGAAACCUUGUGGGAUUAACUCUCACGCACCUACGUUUUUUCUUAUUUGUAGAUCAUUAGUGCUCCGCAAAUGACCCCCACUUCCUUUAUUAUUUCCGAGAGAAACUUGUAAGCACGAAUUAUUAUGUCCCGAGUUCUUUCAACAAAUAUGAAAUGAUAUGCGUGAGCAAAAA